CUGUCUCAGCGCAGUUUAUUUACUCUCACUCGUUUAUAUCUGUAACUCUGUAUUAAAUUAAUAAAAGGUGCUGAGACGCCGCGCAUGCGCAGUAGUGUCGGCCAGUACCUCAGGAGUGAGACAGGGGGAAUCUGGAGAAGGUGCAGCAUGUGGUGUUGGUUCUGUCGGGUAAAGGUGGAGUUGGGAAGAGCACCGUCACCACUGAGCUAGCCCUCGCUCUCCUACACUCAGGGAAGAAGGUGGGCGUGUUGGACGUGGACCUGUGUGGCCCGAGUAUCCCGCGCAUGCUAGGUGUGAGUAAGCAGGAGGUCCAUCAGUGUGACGCGGGUUGGGUCCCCGUGUGUGUGGACCGUCUGUCCCUCAUGUCCAUCUCCUUCCUGCUGGACGACCCCGACGACGCCAUUGUCUGGAGAGGACCCAAAAAGACCGCUCUGAUUGGUCAGUUUGUGAGUGAUGUGGCGUGGGGCGAGUUGGACGUGCUGCUGGUGGACACGCCCCCUGGGACGUCUGACGAGCACCUGGCCGUCCUGGAGGGACUGAAGAGACACAGAGUGGACGGAGCUGUCCUGGUGACCACACCGCAGGCGGUGUCUACAGGAGACGUGAGGAGAGAGAUCACCUUCUGUAAGAAGACAGGAGUGAAGAUCUUAGGCAUCGUGGAGAACAUGAGCGGAUUUGUGUGUCCUCACUGCACUGAGUGCACCAGUAUCUUCUCUAGAGGAGGAGGAGAGGAACUCGCCAAACUCACAGGAUCAAAGUACCUAGGCUCGGUGCCAUUGGACCCUCUCCUGAGUGCGAGUGUGGAGGAGGGUCGUGACUUCCUGCAGGCGUUUCCACACAGCGCCACCUACAGCUCCAUCAGGACCAUCGCAGACGCCGUGCUGAGCAGCCUGGAGCCCUGACACACCCAUCAUCAUCAUCAUCAUCAUCAUCACUGCAGUGACGGAGCAUCGUACAGCAGCAGGACUGUGUGUGUGUGUGUGUGUGUAUAAAGACAGGUUUAUAAUAAAGAGUUGAAGUGUG
Clarias gariepinus (North African catfish) is the source of this 1023-nucleotide messenger RNA. It is a transcript of the gene nubp2, whose product is annotated as nucleotide binding protein 2 (MinD homolog, E. coli). The coding region runs from base 285 to 902 and encodes 205 amino acids. Gene Ontology annotation, molecular function: iron-sulfur cluster binding; ATP-dependent FeS chaperone activity; ATP binding. Gene Ontology annotation, cellular component: cytosol. The record is from RefSeq and is a predicted model, not a curated record. Lineage: Eukaryota; Metazoa; Chordata; Actinopteri; Siluriformes; Clariidae. The transcript has 7 exons. Gene Ontology annotation, biological process: iron-sulfur cluster assembly.